CCACUUUCCCGCCAAGCCAAGGUUACAAGGCAUUACAUGCAUGGCGUCGGGAUGUCGUUUCGAGGGCUGCGCCUGACCUUCCGCACGGCACUGGCAUCCCUUGCUGCGUAUAAGAUCCGAUCAUCCUUAGCAUGUUUGACGAUGUGAUUUGAUAAUAAACCUGCUGUCUAUACAUCUUUGGCUUCAUACCGGAGAAACCCAAGGCUCUACUCUUGGCAUCGGACUAGCUCUCGUGAAGAUCUUAUUGCAAGAUGGCACAGCAAUUUACGGAGGUUCGCAAGGAGUGCCCGACUUGCAAGUACAGCUGGCUGGACAAGUAUGGCAAGAACGAGUGUCCCAAAUGUCUUCAUCCCUUGAUGGGAGGUGGGGCUGUGCCCAAGCGGCAGCCCGGGGAGGUGUCUACCUUUAAGUCAAAGGCCAGCGAUGCUUGUGAAAGCGCGAGCGGGGAUUGCCCUAAAGGGGGCCAGCAUACCUGGAAGUUCGGCAAGUGCAGCAAGUGUGGGGCAGGCGAGGGCUAUGGCAAGACUAUUUCCCCCGGAAGCUCCAAGCACGGCUUGUGCUCCGAUGGCCAGAAGCACGCCUUUAAGUUCGGCAAGUGCUCCAAGUGCGGCAAGGCCGAGUUUUAAAGGGCAAGUUAAGCGUUAUCGAUACAUGGACCAGCUGUCUGAGUGGCGCAUCGUCUUCACAACAGAGAAUGCUCAAUCAGUUGCUUGUGCGACGAUUGGCGGUUUCAGAGCAAUGGCAUGCGCUGCCUCUGCUGCUUGAAUCCGGCGCUUCGAAACAAAGCGCACUUGAUGCUAUGUGCCAUGGCGGCGAGUAGAGCAUCUCGGUGUUUUUAAAGAGGUGUAUGGUCACCAUUACUGAUCCUGGUUACGGUGUACAGGCCGAGACGGAUUGGCGGGUAGUUUUGACUGCUGUGCUGCAAGAGCAAAAGGUUUACAGCCCUGCCAGUCAAGAGAUUUUUGCCCUGCCAGUUCGCAUAUGGCGCUUUAGGUGCCGUUCAUACUCUUGGAAUUAACUGAUAAAGCUGCUGCAGGGUAACCUGUUGGCUGUCAAAGUGGUAUCACUAUGGAUGUAUAUUGUGUUUGUGUCAGCGGAGCGAGCCGGCAUGCAGGCGGGUCCAGCAGGCGCGAUGAGCUGUAUAGUGGUCUGUCGCAUAACACGACGUCGCACAUUCCCAUAUUUUGGGAUAAUCUAUUAUAUGGCGUACAUAUACCAGGUAUAACAAUGUGUAUUCAUGCGGCGGACGGACAGAUGGGCAGACAGAAAUGAGGGCACCAAACCCAUAUAAUGAUGGUCUGGCAUAUCCCCUUUUGGCGUGGGCCUGAGAAGGGAGCCAAUCAAAGUUUAAUAACUGUGCCAUGGCGUGCCGUACAAUGGACACAGUUUAAGCCACACCAUCGGGCGUUGCUGUGGACGGAAUCUAAUUGGUUUGGGAAUGUGCGAUGCCUGCGCGUAUGUUUGUUUGUACAUAUGUUUGCCGAGGAAUGCUGGUCUUUAGUUUGUGUACAUGCUUGCCUUUACG
This is a messenger RNA of Volvox carteri f. nagariensis, 1525 nucleotides long. RefSeq lists its product as uncharacterized. Lineage: Eukaryota; Viridiplantae; Chlorophyta; Chlorophyceae; Chlamydomonadales; Volvocaceae. Bases 252 to 626 code for a protein of 124 amino acids. The transcript has 3 exons. The record is from RefSeq and is a predicted model, not a curated record.